GUCCUGCACACAUUACAAGAUGAUCACUGGUUCUAUUUUGCGUGUCACAGCACACAAGACUUUGCGGAACCCUUCAAGUCUGCUUUUCUCAUGCGCAACCUACCGCUGCCACUCCUCGAUAUCACUCAAACUGAUCUGUCUGGGCAUGAAUCUGCCUUCCUUUGCGCAUGUGAGACAGUAGCCCGUGAUUUCCAAACUCCUGACGAAGUGAUACACCUGGCGGCCGGCCUA
Messenger RNA from Suillus paluster, 231 nucleotides. RefSeq lists its product as uncharacterized. The transcript has a single exon. The annotation marks the transcript as partial. NCBI's taxonomy places the organism in Eukaryota, Fungi, Basidiomycota, Agaricomycetes, Boletales, Suillaceae. The record is from RefSeq and is a predicted model, not a curated record.